UACAUAUACAUCAGGAUAAUUUUAUUUGUCUAUUUCGUUAAUCAUUCUCAACUAUAAAUACACGAUUACAAUGCGAUAUAAAGUGCAUAGAUUAUUGAGAAACGAUUACUGUUAAUGUCUAAAAAAAUAAAUAAAUAUACGAAUAAAUGAACACACAUCAAUCGACUAUUUUCUCCGUCGAUAAUACAAUUUCGUAGAAAGAAAUUUUUUCCUAACGGUUGAUCUAUUCCAACGAUUGUCGUUUAUGGUUGUCCAUUUUAAUGGCGAAUAAUACGCGUCGCUUCGUCAUAGUUUGUGGUUCUUCUUAUUUGUGUAAAUCAUAACCUAUUUACUUAUUUAAUUCGCUUGUUUCGCAUGUUGCAUGGAUUAUUUAUUGUGCAUAUCGUCUAACGAGAUCUUUGUAUACUUAACGAGUUGAAUUAUAUGCUACUAAAUAUAAAAAGGGUUCACUGUGUAUAACAUGGAGAUGAUUGAAGAACCCAUUGAGGAAAUAUUACUGGAACAAGAAUCCAGAACGAGUGAUUCUUUGGAAACCAACGCGAAACUGAAUCAUCCGAAUAAUUCAAAUAUCUCCGAGUUUCUUGAAAGCCGUUAUGAAAAUCGUGCCGGAACGUUUACAACGGGUAUCGACAUAUUUAGUAAAGAAGAAAAGUUGAAAAUGGAGGAGAGAGCUAAGCGUUUUGGAUUGCCCAAAAGUUUUUUAUCUAAUUACGAACAAGAUUUAUAUACGAGCAUGGGCAUAGGCGAAGAUAACGAGAAUACAAGGAAUAUUAGAUUGAAUGUGAUACACAUGAGAGGAACCAAAGAAAUGAGCACGAAAGACGUUUUUAAAUAUUUCGAAGACUAUGCUCCGGCAUCUAUCGAAUGGAUAAACGAUGUGUCAUGUAACGUAGUAUGGCUGGACAAUGCGUCGGCAGCUAGAGCCAUGUUAGGAUUAUCAAAACGUAUUGUAGGUGUUAAUGACAAACUGCAAAGCAAUAAAAGUAAUGCAGAUAUGAUAGAUAGCAUCCCCGAUGAAGACUGCAUCAUAGAAGUUAAACAUGGCAGCUUAUCCGAUAAGGAGAUCAAAGGAAAAAAAGAUACAAAUGAAAUAAAUAUAAAAGAUAUUGAUUAUCCUUUACCUCCUGGUAUAUGGAGAAAAGGUAUUGAUUACCCUAAAUCUAGAGGCAUCUUUUUACGAUUUGCUACUAGAUCUGAUAAGAAACAACCAAACGCAGAGAAGAUGAGCGAAUAUUAUAAAAAAUAUGGGAAUCCUAAUUUUGGAGGAAUAAAAGGUAUAUUGACGGAAUCUCGUAAACGUCUGUACAAACAAAUUAAACAAAGUAGAAAAAAAGUGUCGGAAGAGAGAGAAGAGGAUAGUACAUCCAGGAAACGCAUGAAAAAUCCUUGGGGUGCUUUGUCCGAGUCAUGGGGAAUUAAUGACUCUGUAGAAAAUGAUUUUAUUUUAAAAAAUGAUUACAAGGAUCAAGGACGAAAUAUAAAGGAAAGACUAGGCAUUAAAUUUCCUUCUAAAAAUAUGACGCGCGUCGAAGAAAGUAACAGCAGUGGUAACGACAGCGAUAGCGAAGAAGAUUGGUGCAAAAGAAGUAAAGUGUUACGUAUGCGAAUGCAUGCGGAUGACGAAGAGAAGAAGAUUCAUAAAAGACGUGCUAAACUCAAAACUCAGAUGUUAUUAAAUAGUAUGUCAAGCGGAAAUGAUUUACGGUCGAGACUUGGUAGUAGACCGGUCAAACCGACGCAAUAUCGUGAUGCAAUACAAGUCGUUGUUACAAAUAGAAACGCUACAAGAUUGAAUUCUACAAAAGCUAGCGAUUCCGAGGAAGAAGAUGGUGAAAUCGUAGAGGAUACUCAAGUAGAAGAGAAAGAAGAGGGCGAAUGGCAAGAAACGGAAGAGGAAAAUACAGAGGGCGAAGAAAGGGAAGAGAAUGAGAUCGAUAGCGAAGAUAGCGAUGUAGAGGCAAAAGAAGUACAAGGUCCUAAAGGCAGCGUGAUCAAAGUGGUACAACAUAAGCCACGUGUUGCGUCCACUGUUUGGACGAGAUUAAAUAAUGUAAAAAGUGUAAUUAACAGCAGUAGUUUAAAGGAAAGACAAUCAAGAGGUCGAGAUUUAAGAGAUACAUUAAAAAGUGGCGAUCUACGUUCGCGUAUUGGAAAUCAUACGAGAGGACGUUCGCAAUUAAGGAUAGAAGUGAAAAAUGACAAAUAUACAGAGGAUGGAAACGAUAUUAAGUGAUCAUCAAUUGCAUUUGCGGAUCUGUGAUUUUUUAGAACUGUCUUUAUGAAAUUGAAGAUUUUUAAACUAUACUAUAUCGAAAUAAAGGGGAUUGUGUAUUGUGAUAAGAAAAUAAAAUAAAAAAAAAAAAAAAAGAAAAAACCAAAAAAAGAAGAAAAAAAAAGAUUCGUGUCAAUAUAUAUAUAUAUUCGAAAAUUAUCUGAUUCUGGUGUACGAUACAGUGAUUACUUGAAUGUUAAUGAACUAUUUGAGAUAUAUGUGUGUGUGUAUUUAUAUAUACACACACAUGCAUACAGAUACAUACAUACACACACAUAUAUAUAUAUAUAUAUAUAUAGCUAUUAUUAGUAAAUAAUGUUCAUUCAUAGAAUCCUAUUUGUACUAAAACUUUUAUUCCCAUUUAUGUAUAUAUCAAUUAAUUAGAUACGAGUAACAGCACUAUAUCAUUAGUGCCAUUGCCAUAAAUCUUCCUUGAACAUUUAUAAAAGGUGACCAUUUCUUCCAAGAUCCUACAAUAAAAAACACUGGUCAAUUAUAAAUUUUUAUCCAUUCCUUCAUUUUAAUUAACAAACGUUAAUAUUAUUUUAUUUUUUAUACGCUUAAUUAUCCUGUUACUACGAGAAUGUAAGAACAAAAAACUAUUAGUUUUUUAAUUUUAUUAUUCGUCCAUUGACAACUUCUCUGGAUAAAAAUUAAAUUUUGUGUUCAUUGUUCACUUCUUUGAAAGUGAACUAGUAUUUGGAUGGUGAGUCAAAUAUCAAAUUAUUUACGACAAAGUGAAGAGAAAUUGAAUAUUGUAAAUGAUCAAAUAAAUAAUCUUCUGUACAUAUUUCUGAA
Messenger RNA from Vespula pensylvanica (western yellowjacket), 3070 nucleotides. Its product is annotated as nuclear cap-binding protein subunit 3-like. The transcript has 8 exons. Lineage: Eukaryota; Metazoa; Arthropoda; Insecta; Hymenoptera; Vespidae. The record is from RefSeq and is a predicted model, not a curated record. Bases 461 to 2233 code for a protein of 590 amino acids. Gene Ontology annotation, molecular function: mRNA binding; RNA 7-methylguanosine cap binding. Gene Ontology annotation, cellular component: nucleus; cytosol.